This is a messenger RNA of Enterospora canceri, 651 nucleotides long. Lineage: Eukaryota; Fungi; Microsporidia; Enterocytozoonidae. The record is from the annotation of a GenBank genome assembly.
AUGGACAAAUACGACGAUGAAGAGCAAUUCAACCACAAUAACAUGCGUGAUAGUCCAAUAAUGAUUGGUAAAGAGUACAAGGCAAUCUCACUUAGGCGCAACCAGCUCAAAGAGAUACCUAAAGAUGUCUGUGACACCGUAGAGUAUCUGGAUGUCUCAGAUAACCUGAUAGGAAAUGUGGAUGUAUCCAGGUUUAGUGGAAUUGACGUACUGGAUUUGGGAUACAACCUAUUGAAACACUUUGAUAGCAUCACAAACCCAACAAUAACCGAGUUGUAUUUGAUGGCAAAUGAUAUUUCGGUAAUACCACCAAGCAUAAAGGACUUACAUAAAUUGAAGAAGUUUGACAUAGCAAACAACAGGCUCAAGGAGAUCGAGAACCUGAAGGAUCUUCCUGAAUCAAUUGAAGAACUGUUUAUUGGUGCAAACGGUCUGAAAUGGUUUGAAGUGGAUUUGAGGAGCAAAACCAAAUUGAAGUUGGUGGAUUUGCAGUAUAACAAGCUGACGGAGUUUGACUGUGAUUUACUACCAGAUUCGGUCGAGACUCUCUUGUUGAACAAUAAUACUGGCCUGAAAGUUGUGAAGAAUAUCAGAAAGUUCAAAAUGUUGGAUUUGAGUGAUACUCAGGUGGAAACCCGCUAUGAAAAAUGA